AUGGGAGAAUUACUAGACGGAAAUAAGAAGCGACGUAAUGAACGCUUGAUGGUGAGGUUGUUAAGUAUGGUAUGGUUGAUUACUCCGUUAUUUUUGAAAUUUGUGGUGUUUGCGAAUUCUGUGAGUGGUGCCCACAUUGAUCCUUAUUAUACCUUACGGACAUCCCUUCUUGACUGUCCCCAGGACAUAUCAGCGCAUCCUGAGUCGUAUGUAUGUAAUACGUCAUUGGUCAUUGAUCCCCAAGACCUGUUAAGAUCGGCCGCGUUGUGUGCUACUGUGAUGAGAGAUAUGGGUAUGGGUGAAUACCCUCUAUGUACGGUGGAAGUGUCAAUCCAGACGCCCUUUUCUGGCAUCGACUUGGCGAUUGAGGAACGGUCGGAAAAAGGUUUGAUGAUGGACCUACAACAUGGGCUCGUAGGCUAUACAGUUACUACUCUAUUGCUUGGCGGAAUUUCUGGACCUUGGGAAUACGCGCCACACAUCGUUCCGGUAACUCUACGAACACUUGAUAGCAAUGGCAAGAUACUCAAUGAAAAAACACAAUGGGCCAAGUCCAGCGGAAACAUUGAUGAAGGCGUCGUUCUCAUCCUUCAAGAACCUCUACCAGUACUCUCCAAUGCCGUCAAAGUACUCGUCGCUAUUCCUCCUAGACCAAUCCGUAAAAAUCCAAACCUAACAAAUGGUUGGUUCAGGGCAUAUGCCACCAAAAGUUUCGUCAUGGCAGACAUCUCUGCGCACUAG
Messenger RNA from Gregarina niphandrodes, 741 nucleotides. Its product is annotated as putative transmembrane protein. NCBI's taxonomy places the organism in Eukaryota, Apicomplexa, Conoidasida, Eugregarinorida, Gregarinidae. The record is from RefSeq and is a predicted model, not a curated record. Bases 1 to 741 code for a protein of 246 amino acids. The transcript has a single exon.